AUGGAGAAAAAACCUGGAUGGAAGGCCAUUCCUUACAUCUUAGGUCUCUAUCUAAACGUUGGUGCCUCAAAUAUUAUUGGGAUAUGGAGUGGAGUGAGCAAUUGCAUACCACUUAUUGGUGCAGCUGUUGCUGAUUCCUAUUUGGGAAAAUUCAGAACCAUUGCCAUAUCAUCUUUUCGAACACUUGCGGGAAUGCUGAUACUAACACUAACAGCCUGGGUGCCACAAUUUCAUCCCCCAAGAUGCACAUCUGACCCUUCUGGCCAGCAAGUGCGUCUUACCCCAACGACUACUCAGAUUGCCAUCUUAAUUUUAGGGCUGAGUUGGAUGGCCGUAGGCACAGGUGGAAUCAAACCAUGCUCUAUUACAUUUGCCAUUGACCAAUUUGACACAACUUCUUCUGAAGGAAAGAAAGGAGUAAGCAACUUCUUUAGCUGGUACUACACUGCACAAACGUUGGUCCAAUUGACCAGUUUGACUAUAAUAGUUUACAUCCAAAACAAAAACUGGGUAUUGGGGUUUGGCACACUAGGUUUGCUCAUGGGUUUGUGGAAGGGCGAAGAAGGGGUGCACCAAUUCGUGUUACUAGGGUUUUGUGAAGUGUUCACCAUUGUUGGACACAUUGAGUUCUACAACAGCGAAUCGCCAGAGAAGAUGAAAAGUGUAGGUAACUCAUUGCAAUAUCUUUUGGUUGCAUUCUCAAACUAUGCUGGCACCUUGGUGAACAUUGUGCAGAAAGUGACUCGAAGGCUAGGGAAAACAGAUUGGAUGAACGAUGACAUCAACAAUGGAAGGUUGGAUUACUAUUACUUUUACUUCCUUAUAGCAGGAUUGUAA
Messenger RNA from Glycine soja, 837 nucleotides. RefSeq names its product protein NRT1/ PTR FAMILY 2.13-like. The record is from RefSeq and is a predicted model, not a curated record. Gene Ontology annotation, biological process: transmembrane transport. The transcript is spliced from 4 exons. Lineage: Eukaryota; Viridiplantae; Streptophyta; Magnoliopsida; Fabales; Fabaceae. Gene Ontology annotation, molecular function: transmembrane transporter activity. Bases 1 to 837 code for a protein of 278 amino acids. Gene Ontology annotation, cellular component: plasma membrane.